AUGUCGCAGUCCAAAUGGGUCCCCCUCGAGGCCUCGCCUGAUGUGUUCAACGACUGGUCGCGCGCGCUUGGCCUCCCAAACUCGCCCCUCAGCUUCCAGGACCUCUUCUCCCUCGACGAAGAGUUCCUCUCGUUUGUCCCCCAGCCCGUCAAGGCCGUCCUCCUCCUGUUCCCCUCGCGCGGCGAGCUCGCUGCCGCCCGCGAGAAGGAGGAGAGCGACGGCGAGGGCAAGUGGGACGGCAAGGACGUGUGGUGGAUCAAGCAGACGAUCCCCAACGCCUGCGGCUCGAUCGGCCUUCUGCACGCGCUCCUCAACCUCCCCGAGGGCGCGCUCACCCCCGGCUCCCAGCUCCUCAAGUUCAAGGCGGCCACCGAGGCCCUCGGGCGUGGGUAUCGGCUGUAUCGGUCGGGCAAGGCCGGCGCGAUCGCGGCGCGCCUCGCACAUCUCCGCGCGCGGGCCCUGCGCUCCCUCUACCGUCUCUACCUUGCCCUCGACAACCCCGCACACUACCAGGCUAUGAAGCACUACGAGGACAGACGAAGAUCGCGGCGUGCUCUUGACCGCGCAAAGCUCCUCGACGAGGCCGACUUCUUCGAGUCGGCGCACACGGCCGCCGCGCAGGCGGGCCAGUCGGCCGUCCCCGACGACCUCGACGUCGACACACACUUUAUCGCCUUUGUGCAGGCACGCAACGCCAAGGGCGAGCUGCGCGUCGUCGAGCUCGACGGCGGCCGCGAGGGCCCGUUCGACCGUGGACCGUCCAAGGACCUGCUUAGGGACGUCGCAAAGAUCGUGCAGGACAAGUACAUUGCCCGCGCGGCCGGCGACAUCAACUUCAACAUGAUCGUCCUGGCUGGCGAGGAGGAGUAAAGUAAAACAUAUGAACAUUGUCGUCACAUGCA
This is a messenger RNA of Vanrija pseudolonga, 902 nucleotides long. RefSeq names its product Ubiquitin carboxyl-terminal hydrolase isozyme L3. Gene Ontology annotation, biological process: protein deubiquitination; ubiquitin-dependent protein catabolic process. The transcript is spliced from 6 exons. Gene Ontology annotation, cellular component: cytoplasm. Gene Ontology annotation, molecular function: cysteine-type deubiquitinase activity. Bases 1 to 870 code for a protein of 289 amino acids. Lineage: Eukaryota; Fungi; Basidiomycota; Tremellomycetes; Trichosporonales; Trichosporonaceae. The record is from RefSeq and is a predicted model, not a curated record.